AUGCAGGCUGAGAUGGGAGAGAGCAUUUCUAAACGGAUCGAUGAAAAGGGACUUCUCUGGGUGCAGGCUGUGAGAGACACGUGCAUGUCAGAAAUCCACCAGAGCAUUCGAACCAACAUUUUCACAGUUCAACAGGCUGUGGCCGAUCUCUCAGCUGUUCAGAGUUCGCAGAGCGGCAGGCUUGCGACCAUUGAGGACCUUCUGCCCCGUUUACAAACUGGCCUUGACGAUGUAAGAAAUCAGACCGCUUCCUUGGCUUCAGAUUACGACAAGCUACAACACGAUCAACACUAUUUGCGUGGCGAAGUGCAAAAGCUUGUGGUCGAAAUGGGCGAUCUCCAGGCCAAAUUCUGUCAUCAUGCGAAACAGGUGGAACAUAAUCAGCAGCAAAGGGAGAUAGCACUUACGCAAAAGGUCUCUGAAGCUGUUCUGCAAGAUAUUACGCGCAUGGUGGACUCCCUUCGCAACAAAACAGAAUCAGAUGCGAUAACGCGACAAAAAUAUGUAGACAAAGUCCAAGACCAAACGAACCAGACGAUGGUACAAAUACAUCAAGCAGGCCUUGAUAGGCAUAGGGCCAUGCAACUGAAGGCAACAAAAGUCCGAGCCAGGCAUGACGCUGAGAUACUAUAUCUGAGGCUCAUGGCCGAGGGAAAGGCAAACGAAAUAAUUCAGAGACUAGACAAUAUCGAAAAUACAAACGACUCCCUCAAGGCAGAGCUAGAAGGACAAUCAGAAAAGGUGGACCUUGUCGCCAACGAGCUGAACGAACGCAUAGAGAGGGCAAAUGAGUCCACUGAAGCAGAUCUUCGAACCGAAUUCGGCAGCAGCCAAGAGAAAUACCACAUGCAGAUCACCGACGGAUCUGCG
This is a messenger RNA of Colletotrichum abscissum, 870 nucleotides long. RefSeq lists its product as uncharacterized. The record is from RefSeq and is a predicted model, not a curated record. The transcript has a single exon. The annotation marks the transcript as partial. NCBI's taxonomy places the organism in Eukaryota, Fungi, Ascomycota, Sordariomycetes, Glomerellales, Glomerellaceae.